UCUAGCGGAAGUAGGCCUCUAGAGAGCGAACACGGAAGUAGACGCGGGAGUGUCCCGGACGCUUUCACUCGAGUGCAGGCUUUUCAACUGAAAUCAACACUCAAGCCGGAGCCUCCAUCCCAAGAAACAAGAAUGACUUAUGAGAUUUUCUCUGCUGCCUUUAAAGCGCAUCUGGCUGUUACUAUCGAGCGUGAGACGAGAGCGACUUCACAGGCUGUGCUGCUUAGAAUAUCCGACUUCAUGGACGGAGGAUUAGAAGCCCAGCUUGAAAAGCUUCGGGGGAAAUUUGUAAAAAGCGGGGCUGAGAUAGAACACCACCUCCGACUCACCAUCGAGGAGGUGGUGCUGGCGGCGAUGGAGGCGAUCGUGACGGAGUUUACAAAUCACGUAGAGCAAAGGUUCAGCGCCUUCCAGUCAGAGAUGGCUGCGAAGAAAAUGAAGAAGGAUGUCGAAGGCCUGAAGCUGCAGCCGAACGCCUGUCGGAGUAGCCCGAUCACUGGGAGAGCUAAUGGCGCAGCCAACACACCUCAAACGCAGCGCUUAGGGGCAACGGAAACAGGGAGAGUAGAAGAUUCUCCUUGCUCUACUGAAGAUUCCCACGAUGAAAUGUUUGACAUGGACCAGGAACCGUGUGACCAAGAACAGCAGGGUAACAAUGUUGUCAGUAAGGUUCAUCAGCGGUGUGUCCAGACUGACAUAACAAGUUGUGAUUUGGGGGCAGAGCCAAAGACAGAACCAAAGGUAGAACCGGAGACUAUUGAACUACAGUUUUUCCCAGAAAAUGAACAAGAAGCUGUCCAGGACACACAGAUACCCUCUGAUUCUGUAGAACUAAGUGCUGACGCUGUACUCUGUGAAAAAUUGAGAGGUGAGAAAAACACUCCUGGCAGACAACAGAAGGACCAAUCAACUUCUACAUCAUUUCCACCUGUAACAAUAGCAGAUAAUAUUCAAGAUAGUGGAAUCUCUUUUUUGUCUUCAGGUGAUGUUACCUCUCCUCAUGGCAGAUCUAGCCACAUGAAACAAGAGACCACACCACAGGAUAAAAACACUAAAAAAUCAACAUCUCAGAUGAAUAUAUUAAAUUGUUUGCAAGGCAGAGUUCAGCCUCUUGUGAAGCUCAGCAGAAUAGAUGCUGAUGAAAACAUGAUGAACGCCCAAGGAAGCUGUUAUUCCCGUACAGACUAUGGGAAACGAUUCAGAGAUAAAGAGAUUCAGCAGGUACACAGUAAAGAACACAAAACAAAGUCAUCGUAUAUUUGUUCCCUUUGUAAUAAGACAUUUGACUGGAAACAUCACCUUAAAAAUCACAUGAGAACUCACUCUGGAGAAAAACCAUUUUCUUGUGAUUUGUGUGGGAAAAUGUUUGCACAGGCUGCUAAUCUUUACCAUCAUUUAACAACUCAUACCACAGAAAGGCCACAUACCUGUACUGUGUGUGGGAAACAUUUCAAACAGAAGCAUUAUUUGGAGCAGCACAAGAAAUGUCACACUGGAGAAAAACGGUUUGCUUGUAGUGACUGUGGGAAGAGAUUCACACAAAAAUAUUACCUUGUACAGCACCAGAAAAUUCAUGCUGGAGAUGCACCACAUUGCGAUAUCUGUGGGAAGAACUUUUCCAAUAUAAAAUACUUUGCACAACACCAGAGAAUUCACACUGGUGAACAGCCAUUUUUUUGUCAGGAAUGUGGGAAAGGCUUCUCAUUGAGGCAGUCUUUUCACAGGCACCUGCAGUAUCAUUCUAAUAAGGUAUUUGUCUGUACAGAAUGUGGGAAAAGUUUCACCCACAAAGACAGUCUUCAAAAACAUCACCUAAUACACACUGGCGAGAAGCCAUUUUGUUGUAGUACAUGUGGGAAAUGUUUUGCUCAAAAAGUAAAUCUUCGAAAACAUGAAAAAGUUCAUGCAAAAGAAGACUACAGUGGUGAUCUGGAUUGAAAUGCUCACAGUGAACCGAAUCAUACUUCUCCAAAAUUUGCAUAAAAGUAUCAGACUUUAUAAGUCAAUAAAAUAUGGAGAAAUGUGAGGUUAUUCACUGUUAAAAAUAACCCUAAAACUACAUUAGACCUGCUUGCACUCUCAGGAUAUUUAUAGUUCUCUCUUACAUGGGGGGAAAAAGCUGAAAUGUAGGAUAUCCGCAUUAUUGUAUCAUUAGGCAACACACAAAAAAAAAAUAAAUCUUAGAAAAGAUUUUGCACUAUGCCAUCCUAUUAAUUUAGUUGUUAUGUUUGUAGUAGAUGCCAAUGAAGCCUUUUUAUUGAAUUGUUGUCUUCACCAUAAGUAACUACUAAUCCUUUUCAUUUGAUAGUUUGUCCACCCUUCCUUUUUUCAAUGUGGAAUUUAUCUUGGCAUCAUCCGGUGCAUGGUGGGCACCAACACAGGCUGGUAGACUGGUUCUUUUAUUAUUAACAAGUCGAAACAUGUGCCUGUCAUGCCAAAGUGUUCCUAUGUUUUGUAUUUUGUAAUUUGUUUGAAUGGGUUACAAAACCAACAAGAAGAGAAUAUGUGUCGACUUUUUAUCAUUAUUUUAAACCAUAUAUUGAUUUCGAGCACUGGUAAUUUUGCUUUGUGUUCGUUAUCAUCUUAUACUUACUAGCAGGCAUCUUUGUAGAAAGUUGACCUGCUUUUAACUGCAUAGACUUGCAUAUUUAGUUAUAGUAAUUUUGAUCAAUGUACAAAAUUGACUUCCUUAAUAGCAGCAUCUAAUAGCUAAUACAAAAUUCCAGUUCUGUUCCUGUAAUGCCUGAAUUUUAUUUUGUUAUCAAACUCUAAUUAUAUGUUUUAAGUUACUACCGAUUUAAAAAUAGACAAGGGAAGAGGCUAACUGACUUGAUACGACACUAAAUUACACUGAAAGGCACAUGGGGUACGUUUGGGAACCCGAAAGAUGAAAGGUAGGGUUAUCUGUAUCCUUUAUGCUGUCUGUAAGGUUAUUAAUGGCUCCUGCCACAAAGGAUUCAUUUACUCAGUUGCUUUUUUUUAUAUAGUAAUCUAAUCUACAUUAACAACUUCUCACAUAACAUAACCCACACAUCCCUGUUAAGAAAAAGAAACUUGGCAAACUUUAAAAGAAUUCACAUCCUCCCACCCUUCUCAUACUUUUUCUAUUAUAGUUUCUCAAGGACGCACCCAGUCAUAAUCAAGGCACCAGACUAUCUCGGGGCACACUGACAUUCACUUAUGCCAUGCAUGAUUUUAACUGGCAUGCCUUAGGUAUGUGGGUCAUAACCAAAAUACCUAGAGAAAACUCCAGAAGCUAUGGAGGGAAAGCAUAAACUCACAGAGAGUGCCCAACAGGGCAGGACACCUGCAGCUUUGAAGCAUGAAUUGCUUGUCCACUGUACUUGAUUUUCAGUUUUUUGUAAUUCAUCACAUUGAGCUGUUGGCUUACUUAAAAGUGUAAGUUUGUAUUCUUUUUACCAUACCUUUAGCAUUAGAUAUUGUCUCCUAAUGUUUGAUCUCUACAUUUUAAUAUGUCCUCUUUUGAACGCCUUCAGUAAAAGUAUUGUUGAGCAGCUCAAACUAACAGCAUACCAAAACAAUGCAAAGCAAAACAUGGGGAGCCUUGCCUUGGUUUUUGUUAAAUUCCCUUGUUAAAACAGAAAAGGUAAGUAAUUAAAAGAGAAUUAAUUAGCAGUCAUAGUUGUAAGAAUAGAUCCUGCUAUCAUCCAUCCUACAAUACUAUUUACUGUCAAGACAAACAUACAAUUUUUUUUAAUUUAGCAAAGCUGUCACUAGUGUUUGUACUUGUUGUCAUUCAUUCAAAGGGCGAUGUUGUGAAAUUGUUCACCAUGCUGUUCCUGUUGUUGGACAGGCACACAACGUGCAACAGCUUCAUUCUUCUUAAAACUGUUCAUAUGCCCUGCAGGUCUUGCUUCACAUUUUGUUGCAAAUAGUUUGCUGUCCGGGACGUUAGAAAUCUGGUGGUCACACUGGGUCUUGUGAGGAGCAGUUUUCUGUGUUUCAGGCUCCUUUUCAGUUUCUUUGUGAUUUGGACUUCUCAGGCCUGCCUUAUUUUUUUAUUUUCUCUGCUUCUGGCCUAGUUUGACUUGGAGGGAUGGAAGUUCCUGUCAGACUAGGCAGUGAAUGUGAUUGAUGAAAUGUGUCCCAUGUUCACCAAUCGUCCAAAGCAAAGAAAAUGGAGUGGAUGUAAGGAAUCCCUGCCCAAGCAUUUGUAUUUGUUCUGUUUUUCACCCCCCAAGAAUGUCUACAUCUCAACACAUUAAAGCUUCAUUUACUGAAGUGCCAACUUGUACGUUCUUCAAGUUGAAUGAUGAAUUUUGAUUUAUUUGACUCUUAUUCCAAUUAAACGCUUGUUCAUUUCUUUCUUCAUUUAAGUACCCCAUAAAGGGUUUAAACCAAGCUUAUAAAGCCCAAUUUCAGGACUUUUGUUUUUGUAAUAAAAAUGUAAAGUUGCAGGACUUCUGUGUCAUUUCAACAACCAUACAACAUUGGUUUUAGAUUAAUUUGUGACAUUUAACUAAGUAUUCCAUUGUUGCUCUAAAACAGUUUGAAUAUGGUUGGAAUGAAGGAUCUUACCAUUUGAAGUGAUUGUAACAAGUAUUUUUGUAAUACUUUAUUUGAUUACAUCUCAGAUAGAGAUGUGCUUCUUUCUUGCUUUAAUGUUUUAAAUAAAUCAUAAUUUUGUAUU
Molecule: messenger RNA, 4651 nt
Organism: Erpetoichthys calabaricus (reedfish)
Lineage: Eukaryota; Metazoa; Chordata; Cladistia; Polypteriformes; Polypteridae
Product: zinc finger protein interacting with ribonucleoprotein K-like
Exons: 3
Coding region: 133-1938 (601 amino acids)
Source: RefSeq, a predicted model, not a curated record